Schistosoma turkestanicum is the source of this 1969-nucleotide messenger RNA. NCBI's taxonomy places the organism in Eukaryota, Metazoa, Platyhelminthes, Trematoda, Strigeidida, Schistosomatidae. The record is from the annotation of a GenBank genome assembly.
AUGUCAUUAGAUGAUAAACAUCAACAAGAACGUGCUGUUAUCUUAGGCAGUCAUAUUGACACUUCGCCAUCCUCACCGUCAUCAGCGUCACCGACAUUGCCAUCUUCAUCAUCAUCAUCCUUAUUACAAACAACACAGCCAACUUAUUACAAUGAAAAUGAUUUAAAUUCCAACGAGUUGAAUGAAUCAUUAAAUGAUUUUGAAUUAACAUGUCAUAAUAAAUAUAUUCAUCAUGUUAAAACACCUGCUUCAUCAGCAGCAUCAGCGGCCACAACAUCCUCCACAUCAACUACAACAUCAUUAUUGCCGCCUCCACAGCCGCCGCCACCGCCAUCAAUUCAUCAUUCAUUCGACACGAAUCGAUCGAUUACAGCACCAUUGAGUGCUGGUGUACGUGGUCUUAUGCAUGGUAUUGUCGGUGGAAUGACAUCGAUUGUGACACAACCUUAUCGUGGUGCAAAAGAAGAUCAAUUUAGAGGUUUUGUUUAUGGUGUUGGUCGUGGUCUACUAGGCACUGUGACUAAACCAGUCGGUGGUGUAUUUGAUUUUGUCUCAGGUAUGAUGAGUUCCAUUAGUGAAGUUGCGCGUCCAUCAAAUUUAUCUCGUCCAAAACGUUGUAGACCACGUCGUGCUGGUUUAUCGAAAUAUUUUCUUCGACCAUUAAUUGUAUAUAAUUUAGAUGAAUCUAUAGCACAAUUACAAAUUUAUCAAUUGACUUUAUUCACUGGAACACGUCGUGCUACAUUGAAAAAUUAUUAUUCUACAUCUGCAUCCGCAUCUUCAUCAUCGUUAUCAUCAACACCAGCAUAUUUUGAAAUUGGUGAAGAAAUUCCAAUGGAGAAUUAUCAGUUAACUGAUAUCAGUUUCACAUCUUCAUUCAGUAGAAUGUUAUGCAUUUACACCUUAUUACCAUGUAGUAAUAACAAUACUACUAAUAAUAUUAAUAGUAGUAUUAGUAGUAGUGAUAAUCACAAUCAUAAUCAUUCUUCUGAAUCUUUAACAAUAUUACCUCAACAUCUACGUUAUUUACUGAAUUCACCUGAAACAAUUUUACAUAUUUUACCAAUACAAUUAAAUGGUAUAGUGAUAUUAAUCACAGAUCAAAUUAUUUGGUGUUUACGUGAUCCUACAUUACAUAAUUGGAUUACAUCAAAAAUUCCUAUUGAUAAGAAUACUCUUAAACAUAACAAUGAUAUCAAUAAAUCAAAUUCCCCCACAUCACAUCAGACUCCUGCACCAAUAUUUUUUCUAACUGAACAUACAACAUUAAUGUUUAUGUUACCUUAUCAUAGAUUAGAUCAAAUUUAUGUAAUGCUCUCUUCGGAUUCGAACAAUCUGUGUUCUACGCAUCAAUCAACUGUCAAUACAAAUACUACUAAUACUUCAACUAGCAAUCCAGUUUAUGUUGUAUUCUCAGCCGAUUGUGGUACUAGUCGACAACAAUUACGUUGUGAUUAUUUAUUGUGGGGCAUAGAUUUAACAGCACAUGUUAGAAAUGCACAAUUUCGUUAUGCUCAAGCAAAUAUGCGUGUGAAUCGAUUGAAUGAAUUCACUUCAUCCACUUCACCGUCGACAUCAUCAUCACCAUCAACUGUUUGCUGUUUGUUGAAUAAUGGAAACCAUCAGCAACAGCAACAACAGUCAACGACUACUACUACUACUACCAGUAGUAAUGUGCGGUAUCAUGUACCACAUUUUCAAAAUCAUCCAAUUGCAUUAGCUUAUAGUCCAAUUUAUCAUAGAAAAUUAUAAUUAAACGAUUGUUCACAAAAUUGGAAAUGAAUAGUUUUUAAAACAUAACACAACACAACAUUUUAGUGCCUUGCUUGCUUCGUUUUUCUUAUCACACCCAUCACAGUUGAGCAGAUCGUUGACUGAUAUAUACUUUUCUCUCGAAGACUAACUGUUUUUUCUAACUUUGUCAAUAUGUUUUUUCCAUGUGUAAAACUUGAUAGAGAUUGAAUUGCCC